Penicillium bovifimosum is the source of this 3324-nucleotide messenger RNA. Its product is annotated as SacI domain and endonuclease/exonuclease/phosphatase family protein. Gene Ontology annotation, biological process: phosphatidylinositol dephosphorylation. The record is from RefSeq and is a predicted model, not a curated record. NCBI's taxonomy places the organism in Eukaryota, Fungi, Ascomycota, Eurotiomycetes, Eurotiales, Aspergillaceae. Bases 1 to 3324 code for a protein of 1107 amino acids. The transcript is spliced from 7 exons. Gene Ontology annotation, molecular function: phosphatidylinositol-3,5-bisphosphate 5-phosphatase activity; phosphatidylinositol-4,5-bisphosphate 5-phosphatase activity. Gene Ontology annotation, cellular component: membrane; cytoplasm.
AUGCCGAAUAUUCGCGUUCUCUGUCGAGAUCAGCCCCAGCGUACGAUUGCGCUGGUCUCCUCGGACCAAGCUCUAGUGUUUCAUCACACAUCAACCGAUACCGCUGCGAAGGGGAGCCGCCGCUGUCAACUUGAGUUCACAGACUCGGAGUCUGUGGAUCUGGAAGACUACAGGCCAUUGGGAUAUGGACACGGCACCCUUGGCCUUGUUACUCUCAACGAAGAUGUAUUUGUCUGCGUCGUCACAAGCUCCUCGCAAGCUGCCACUGUGAAGCCUGGAGAAACCGUGUCCAAGAUUGACAAUGUAGGCUUCUAUUGUCUCAAUAGCUCAGAAUAUGAGUACGGCCUUGACUAUGAGGGCGGUUCUCAAUUCGCCGCCGAGGAGCGACUUGGCACGGAUGGGAAGGACGUGGUAACCGACCACCCUUUUCUGGCUCUGAAGAAGCUGCUUGGAGAUGGAAGUUUCUACUACAGUCUCGAUUUCAAUCUCACAGAUCGCUUGCAGGACCGGGCCGACAAAUCUGCCGCAUUCGACAUCGACAGCCUUGACGAAGACAUGCUUUGGAAUUCUUACAUGAUAAGCCCGCUUCUCCUCUUCCGAAGCCACUUACCGCCAGCCGACAGAGCCAAACUAGAUGCGUCUCAGAUGUUAACCUGUGUGAUUCGAGGUUUUGCCAGUACGCUCAAAAUUCCAGCCACUGUCCCAAUUCUCCCUCACGUGCGAACAAAUCUACCCUCCAUGUUGACGGUAAUAUCUCGACAAUCGUCUCGGCGUGCUGGCACGAGAUUCAACUCCAGAGGUAUCGAUGACGAUGGGCACGUCGCCAAUUUCGUGGAAACCGAGACUAUAUUGUGGGUUGCACCGGGAAUUGUGUUCUCGUAUGUUCAGGUCCGAGGCUCAGUGCCCAUUUUCUGGGAACAGGCCCCAGGUCUCAUUCCGGGACAACAAAAGAUCGAGGUCACGCGAUCGAGCGAGGCAACACAGCACGCAUUCAAUCAACACUUUGAAUCGCUGGAGCUUGAAUAUGGCGCCGUACAUGUCGUCAAUCUGCUGACCGAACUGAAGCCCGGGGAAGCUGAGUUGUCGGCCAAGUUUCGUCAGCAUAUCAGCAGAAGCUCGACUAGACAAAAAGAGGGUACAGGAACUUCACCGCGCCGUAGCCUGUUGAGAAUGACUGAAUAUGAUUUCCUCGCUGAGACGCGAGGCCCUUCGGGAUAUGAAGCGAGCUCUCAGAUUAAACACGAGCUUAUCAAUUCGUUGGACGGAUUUUCUUACUUUUUGUCCGAAGAUUCGAGUCGUCCUAAAAGCAGCCUCGAUGACAGAGACGACGCGGUGAACGGCUCUUCCGUCAUUUUGCAGCAAGAGGGUGUCUUUCGCACCAAUUGUCUGGAUUGCCUUGACAGAACAAACCUCGUCCAGACCAUUAUUAGUUCGAUGGCGUUUGAGUCAUUCCUAUCACAGCAAGGUGGCAGGCUCAGCUCAGACUUGCAGGUUCGGCACUCGACCAUCUGGGCCGACAAUGGCGAUGCUCUCUCAAAAAUUUAUGCCGGGACAGGAGCUCUCAAAUCCUCUUUUACACGACACGGAAAGAUGUCACUUGCAGGAGCGCUUGCAGAUGCCCGAAAGAGUGCCACUAGGCUUUACGUCAACAAUUUCACGGACAAGGCUCGACAAAGGACGAUUGAUCUGCUCUUGGGUAGACUAGCAAAUCAAGUGCCUGUGUAUCUUUAUGACCCGAUCAAUGAUCUGGUCGGGGAGGAGCUGAACCGCCGCGCUCUGGAAUACUCGUCGCGCGAACAAGUCCGAUUUUGGGUCGGUACCUUCAAUGUGAAUGGACGUAAUGAGGGCCCAGGCACAGAUCUCACACCGUGGCUGUUCCCAAAGUCAGAUGAGUCCUAUGAAGAUCCCGCGAUUUUCGUCGUAGGAUUUCAGGAAAUUGUCGCCCUGAGUCCUCAGCAAAUCAUGUCCACCGAUCCCAGUACCCGCAAAGUCUGGGAAAGGGCAGUUUACGAUUGUUUGAACGCACAUUCGAGAAUGAGAGGGACUGGGGGAUAUGUGCACCUGAGAAGUGGCCAGCUAGUCGGCGCUGCUAUUUUGCUUUACGUGAAAGUUGACGCGUUGAAAUAUAUCAAGAAUGUCGAAGGCAGCGUCAAGAAGACGGGCUUGUCUGGCAUUGCUGGCAAUAAGGGCGGCUGUGCUAUUCGCUUCGACUUUUCCAAUACGAGUGUCUGCUUCGUUACCGCCCAUCUUGCAGCCGGGUUUGCGAAUUAUGACGAAAGAAACAGAGAUUACGAGAUCAUUGAUCGAGGGCUGCGGUUUCAGAAGAACCGGUCAAUCGCUGACCAUGAUGCAGUGAUCUGGCUGGGGGAUUUCAACUACCGUAUCGGACUAAGCAACUCGAGCGCAAGAGAGCUUAUCCUGCAGCAGGACUAUCAAAGACUAUAUGACAAUGACCAAUUGAAUCUACAAAUGGUAGCAGGCAGAGUAUUCCAGUUCUAUUCAGAAGGGCCGAUCAACUUUCCACCCACUUACAAAUACGACGUCGGAAGAGACAAUUAUGACACAUCCGAGAAAGCGCGAAUCCCUGCAUGGUGCGACCGAGUCCUAUGGAGAGGGGCCAAUUUGCGCCAGACAAACUAUCAGACUGCAGAGUUGAGAGUAUCUGAUCACCGUCCAGUCUGGGCUACAUUUGAUUGUAUUAUCGACAUUGUCGAUCACGCACUAAAAGAGGCGCUUAGACGGUCAAUAUACGCGGAAAAGCAGGGCCAUGGCCAAACUUCCCUUGCAGACUCUACAUCUCUGUUGGAUCUGGAUGACGACGAGAUUCCUCCGCAGUUCUCGAUUGCACCUGGUCUACCACCGGCCAGCUCCGAUAGAAGCCGAUGGUGGUUGGACAAUGGCGCAUCGGUGAAAGCAACGGUUCAACCGCCAAAGGAAGGGCUCAUUGCAAAUACCCAGCGCAAGUCCAAUCCAUUCCUCGCAGACACCGACUGGGUAGCAAGCCCGAGUUCGGCGGAGGAUAAGAAAGCAGAUCCUGUUCCGGUCGUGGGGAAGCCCAUGCUACCCCCGCGGAAUGGGGCUUUUGAAUCACCAACGGCAUCCGAGCCAUCACAGGCAGUCGACCUUGGGAGAGUACCACCGGCUGUGCCUCGUAAGCCGCUAGCGCUAAGUUCCCAAACGAAUGGUGGGACCAUAACCCCCAGUGGUCAACACAUGUCAAGACAGGGUAGUCCAGGGAGUGGCGUGGCUGCUGGCGUGGACUCUACAGAUCUCCUCAGCGACUCGGCCAGAGAGCAUAUUGAUUGGAAGCCACUUCUUCAAUAA